Budorcas taxicolor (takin) is the source of this 2232-nucleotide messenger RNA. RefSeq names its product lamin B receptor (gene LBR). Bases 80 to 1945 code for a protein of 621 amino acids. Gene Ontology annotation, molecular function: oxidoreductase activity, acting on the CH-CH group of donors, NAD or NADP as acceptor. Gene Ontology annotation, biological process: sterol biosynthetic process. Gene Ontology annotation, cellular component: nuclear inner membrane. The transcript has 14 exons. NCBI's taxonomy places the organism in Eukaryota, Metazoa, Chordata, Mammalia, Artiodactyla, Bovidae. The record is from RefSeq and is a predicted model, not a curated record.
GCCGCCGGGUUGCUGCUCCGCGACUCUCCCGAAGCCGUUCGUGCUCCCGCAGGAUCACCGAGCAGACAGAUUUUUGAAAAUGCCAAGUAGGAAAUUUGCCGAUGGUGAGGUGGUAAGAGGUCGAUGGCCUGGGAGUUCGCUUUAUUAUGAAGUAGAAAUUCUGAGCCAUGACAGCAACUCCCAGCUUUACAACGUGAAAUACAAAGAUGGAACUGAACUUGAAUUGAAAGAGAGUGAUAUCAAGCCUUUAACCUCCUUCAGGCAAAGGAAAAGUGGCUCGACUUCUAGUUCUCCCUCUAGACGCCGGGGGAGCCGCUCGAGGUCUCGCUCCCGGUCCCCUGGCCGGCUCCCAAAAGGUUCCCGCCGAUCCGCCUCAGCGUCGUACCAGGCUGACCUGAAGGAAGCAAGGAAGGAAGCCAAGAAGGACAUGUUGGAAGUUAAACUGACUCCGCUGGUGCUGAAGCCAUUUGGAAAUAGCAUCAACAGAUAUAAUGGGGAGCCUGAGCUCAUCGAGAGGAAUGACAUACCUCACAAAAACACGCAGGAAAAAUUCCAUUUGUCACAAGAGAGUAGUUAUAUACCUACACAGUAUAGCCUUCGUGCAAGAAGAGAAGAGAUCAAAUUAAAAGAAGUAGAUUUGAAGGAAGAAACAGUUGUCACAAAAAGACCUGCAUUGUUGAGAACCUCUGAAGUGACAGCCACACAGUCGAAGGACUUAGAGUUCGGAGGAGUGCCUGGUGUUUUUCUCAUCAUGCUUGGCCUGCCGGCCUUCCUCUUCCUGUUGCUGUUGAUGUGUAAACAGAAGGAGCCCAGUCUUCUGAAUUUCCCACCUCCUCUGCCAGCUUUGGGUGAUUUAUGGGAAACCAGAGUCUUUGGGGCCUACCUCCUCUGGUUUCUCCUUCAGGCUCUGUUCCACUUACUGCCGAUUGGAAAGGUUGUAGAAGGAACACCUCUUACUAAUGGAAGAAGACUCAAGUACAGAUUAAAUGGAUUCUAUGCUUUUAUCCUGACAUCUGCACUGGUCGGAGCGUGCUUCUUCUGGAAUGUAGAGCUUUGUUACGUGUACCAUCAUUUCCUUCAGUUUGCGCUUGCAGCCGUUGUUUUUGCCAUGGGCUUGAGUGUUUACCUCUAUGCCAGGGCUUUGAAAGUGCCCCAGGAUGAACUGUCGCCAGCCAGCUCUGGAAAUGCCAUCUAUGAUUUCUUCAUUGGCCGGGAGUUAAACCCUCGGAUUGGUACUUUUGAUCUCAAGUACUUUUGUGAAUUGCGUCCCGGAUUGAUUGGAUGGGUGGUCACUAACCUGGUGAUGCUUUUGGCUGAGAUGAAGGAACAGAAUCGCGCUGCCCCAUCACUGGCAAUGAUCUUGGUUACCAGUUUCCAGCUCUUGUAUGUGGUGGAUGCUCUCUGGAAUGAGGAAGCGUUAUUGACAACCAUGGACAUUAUCCAUGAUGGAUUUGGAUUCAUGCUGGCUUUUGGAGAUUUGGUGUGGGUUCCAUUUAUCUACAGCUUUCAGGCCUUUUAUUUAGUCAGUCAUCCAAAUGAACUGUCUUGGCCAAUGGCUUCUCUAAUCAUUGCUCUGAAACUAUGCGGAUUUGUAAUCUUCCGAUGUGCAAAUUCUCAGAAAAAUGCAUUCCGGAAAAAUCCCACUGAUCCAAGGCUUGCACAUUUAAAAACCAUUCAUACUUCAACGGGAAAAAAUCUUCUUGUUUCUGGAUGGUGGGGUUUUGUUCGCCACCCCAAUUACUUGGGUGAUCUCAUCAUGGCCCUGGCGUGGUCCCUCCCGUGUGGUUUCAAUCACAUUCUGCCUUAUUUCUAUGUGAUUUAUUUCACCAUCUUGCUGGUGCACCGAGAAGCCCGUGACGAGCACCACUGUAGGAAGAAGUAUGGCCUGGCGUGGGAGAAGUACUGCCAGCGAGUCCCCUACCGCAUAUUCCCCUACAUCUACUGAUUCUGCUCUGGGCACCCUCUAAAAUGCUCCUGCAGUUCUAUUUUCCGUUUGCAAAAAAAAAAAAAAAAGAAAGAAAAAAAAAUCCAAAACGAACCUUCUUUCAUUGCACUGACAGAAUCUGUAUAUUUCUUUUUCAGGCAGGACUAAAGAUAGAGCCAAGUAGUAAGUCUUUUCCUGUAGCCAUGUUUAAUAAAUCGUAACAAUUAACAUAAGGAAAAUAUAAAUAGAAUUUGCACUUAGGAAAUUUUUAAUCUUUAAAAAUCUGAGAACAAAAAACAGUCUUAUAA